GAGAGCUGCGAGGGGUUGAGGUCGCGCAGGCGUCCUUAACGGUAUAUAUCGACGCUGUGCCUGAAACGCCCGGGCCCGCGGUUGCUAGAGUCAGCAGAGACCCUCAGUAGUAAAGUCUGACUCGGUCAGCCGUCUCCUUCACGGUGAUAGUUAUUUAUUCGUAAUCACAAACUCUUUAUUAUUAUUUUUCUUUCCCCCGUUAAUUAUUUUAAUAUGUUUAAAUAUUAAGUUUUAACUCUUCGUUUAUUGUUUUAAGUGAGGUUUAAUUUUUUUUUUAAUUUUUAAGUAAUAAUAAUAAUAAUAAUAAUAAUAAUAAUAAUAGUAAAAGUAAUAAUAAUAAUAAUAUGUGCUGUGCUCGAGUCGUGAUGGUCAACUAGUACUGAUAAUAAAUAAAUAUACAAGACGUUUUUAACUCAGCAUGAAAACUAAAAGCGAUACAAGGCGUGUCCCUGGUGAAUUAAAUAUUUUCAAGUAGAUGCUAGUUUUGUCGUUUUACUCGACUAAAAGUUAAUAAUUCAUCCGGAAGUAUACUUCCUCUUUAAAGACACAAGACAAUUUAUUAUAAUUGGAGGACCCAAAGGGAAAAAAUUGAGUAUACACAGGAUUAAGUGGCGGUCAUAAAGACCAAAGAGGGAAAGGGUGACGAGGUGAGUAAGUAAAGGUGAGGGGAUGCAGCGCGAAGGGGUGGCGGCAUGGACGAGCCCUCGGUGGAGGCUCUUAUGCAGGCGAGCCUCAUCUUCGUCGUCGGCGUCGCCAUCAUUCUUUCGAAUCUUCUCAUUAUCGCCACUUACCUCAACUUUCGUGGUCCCUCCGAGGUGAUAAAUUACUACUUACUGUCAUUGGCAACAGCAGACUUAUUCUGCGGUCUGCUUGUUGUUCCACUCUCCAUAUAUCCAGCUCUUGUAAGAAGAUGGGUAUACGGAGACGUUGUUUGUCGACUUGUCGGUUAUCUUGAAAUUACUCUUCUGGCAGUGUCUGUUUAUACUUUUAUGUGGAUGUCUGUUGACCGUUAUUUGGCUAUUAGGAAACCUCUGCGUUACGAGACUGUGCAAACAAAAACACGAUGCCAGUGCUGGAUGGCCUUUACGUGGAUAAGCGUGGCAAUGAUGUGCUGUCCACCGCUGCUGGGCUUCAACAAACCGAUCUUUGACCGCGAAGCCUUCAUCUGUAUGCUUGAUUGGGGUAACAUGGCAGCCUACACAAUAACCCUUUCGAUUCUCGUGCUCGGACCCUCAGUUAUAACCAUCGUUUACACCUAUACCUACAUAUUCUCCAUGAUGAGAAAAUUAAGAUCCGGCGUUCCAAUCCACGACAAGGAAUAUGCUACGGCCUUGUCUGAAAAUCUGAGCAACCCAAGUCACAUAAUGUCUUUUGUACUGGUUAUGGCGUUCUGGCUAUCAUGGGCACCUUAUGCUGGCCUCAAGAUUUAUUCUACUGUUAAUGGACCUCCACAGGUACCAUUCCUUCAAUUUGCUGUUGUAUGGUUUGGUAUAUUGAAUUCAUUUUGGAAAGCUAUUAUUCUUGGAACACUGAGUCCACAGUUUCGUUUAGCUGCUCGUGUAUUAUGUCUUACACUUUGCUGUCGACACAGAAGAUUACCACCAGAGCUACUAGGCCUUGACGAUGAUGAUUAAAAACAAACAAAUAAAAUAUAAAAUCUAUAUAUUUAUGACAAUGUACUACUUUCUCGCGCGCGCAAUUCUAGAUAACAAAAAAAAAAAAAAAAAAAAAAAAAAACAAAAAAGAAAAAAAAACAAAAGUAACAAACUAACUAAUUAAAUAAAUAAAUCAUAACUGAUUUUAUUAUUUACACAUAUACUCGAUAUGAUACUUAAAUAAUUUAUCACUUACUCAUAUUAACUUAUUAUUAGAAAUAACGAAACAAUUCAACUUUGCUUAUUUAUCACUGAAUGAA
Molecule: messenger RNA, 1915 nt
Organism: Microplitis demolitor
Lineage: Eukaryota; Metazoa; Arthropoda; Insecta; Hymenoptera; Braconidae
Gene: DopEcR
Product: G-protein coupled receptor 52
Exons: 5
Coding region: 693-1634 (313 amino acids)
Biological process (GO): G protein-coupled receptor signaling pathway
Cellular component (GO): membrane
Molecular function (GO): peptide binding; G protein-coupled receptor activity
Source: RefSeq, a predicted model, not a curated record